CCUCCGCCGCCGCCGGGAGUGAGACGCGGGAGAAGCUCAGCCAUGGCCGGCGACGCGCUACGGGCGGCCGAUCUCCCCGGACGCGGGCGCGGGCUCGUGGCGGCGCGCGGCAUCCGGGAGGGGGAGGUCAUCCUCACGGAGCAGCCGCUGCUGCUCUACCCGGCGUCGCUCGCCUCCCUCGCCUCCUUCUGCGCCGCCUGCUUCCGCUCCCUCUCGGCCCCCGCCUCGCCAUGCCCUUCCUGCCGCGCCGCUGGAUUCUGCUCCCCGUCCUGCGCCGCGGCCUCCCACCCGCGCCUCCUCUGCGCGGCGCUCUCCGGCGGGAACCUCGCGUCCGCCGCCGAGCCGCACCAGGACCCGCUCCUCUUCCUCCUCUCCGCCUACUCCCUCCCGGACACGUCCCUCCGCGUGCUCCUCUCCCUCUCCGCCGCGACGCCGCCCCCGACCGACCAGGACCCGGCAAGCCUGCACGCCACGGUGGCGGCGCUGGUGCCGCCGCACAUGCUGCCCCCAGGGUUCUCGCCGGACCUCACGCCGGCGCUCCUAGCCAGGGACCGGACCAACAGCUUCUCCAUCAUGGAGCCCUACCGCCCCGAGGUGCCGCAGGAGCUCCGGAAGGCCAGGGCCUACGCGGUGUACCCGCGGGCGUCGCUGCUCAACCAUGACUGCCUGCCUAAUGCUUGCCAUUUCGAUUACACCGAUAGGCCGGGGCCGGGGAACACUGGCAUUGUGGUGAGAGCACUUCAUGAUAUCACUGAGGGGAGAGAGGUGUGCAUCAGCUAUUUCGCGGCCAAUUGGCAAUACAAGGAUCGGCAGCGCAAGCUGCUGGAGGACUAUGGAUUCCAAUGCGAGUGUGAGCGGUGUCAGGUGGAGAGCAAGUGGAAGCUAGAUGAUGAUAAUGAAGGUGGCGAUGGCGAUGACACCAUGGAAGAGGAGAGAGAGGAGUGUGGUGGAGAUGGUGCUGAUGACGAUGGGAUGGAGCAAGAGGAGGGGGGUGGAAGUAGCGAUGGCGAAGAUGAUUUCCCACACGCUUACUUCUUUGUAAGGUAUCUGUGUAACAAUGGUGACUGCUGUGGCAUGCUUGCACCACUGCCGCCUUUGCCGAAUGGUGAGCCGUCCCAUGUGUUUGAGUGCAAUGUCUGUGGGAAUCUGAAGAAUGAAGAUGAAAUUGAUGCGCCUGAUGGUGGUGAUUCCAGCAUGGCUGAUUAGGAUGAGCUGAGCAUAACCAUUCUGCUUGCUGCUUCUUUGGUGGGAGCUCAUAAAACUUUGGUGGUGGGACUUGUGAGUACUUUCCUGUAGCUGGUCGGAGUUUUGACGAACGAUAGCUUUAUUAUACACCUAAAUAUGGAGCGAUGUAUGAACACUAUUGGUUGACUGAAUGUUGAACAGGCAAUCCUCGUUGUACUCAGCAAUGUAUGAAUGAAAUAUAUCCGCUUCAUGGAGUCCUGCUUGUUCUAUCUAAUCCUCCUGUAUCAUCCUUGGUGAGUUAGACGUGCGUAAUUUAUGUAGUCAGAAGCUGAAUCUCCUGUGGCACUCGAACCAUUCAGUGUUGUCAUAAAGUCAUGCCAUGGUGUAGUUGAA
Messenger RNA from Oryza brachyantha (malo sina), 1578 nucleotides. Its product is annotated as histone-lysine N-methyltransferase ASHR2. Lineage: Eukaryota; Viridiplantae; Streptophyta; Magnoliopsida; Poales; Poaceae. Gene Ontology annotation, molecular function: protein binding. The transcript is spliced from 2 exons. The coding region runs from base 43 to 1206 and encodes 387 amino acids. The record is from RefSeq and is a predicted model, not a curated record.